AUGGCAUUCCCUAGAUCCCUCCAAGAAGACGACGAAGAUGCGGAACGAAACACUUGUCCGUGUCCUUCAGAAGAAGAAGAAGAUGGCGUGUUUCGUCCUCAGACGGUCCAGAUGCUAUCACCGGGAGGUCCAGAUGCUUACUUGGACUUUAUAGCGAAUCGGUUUCGAUCUCGCGCUGCCUUGUUCAAAGAACGCACAGGCCACACGGUGGAAACCGUUGGAUUGGGGGAUGAAUUAGCGGAAUUGACGCAAGAGAUUCUGGCCGAUGUGGAUGCCAAAGUCUACGACGGCUACGUCUUUUUGCCCUUUUUGGCAGGGUCCGUGCUGGAGAAAGGUGGCUUGGCCGAUCUGACCGAGUUUGUGCGGACCAAUCAAGACGUUCGCUGGCCGGAUAUCUUCCCCUUUAACCGAGAAGUACAGGCCGUAUUUGACCACACCGUACGGUUGCUACCCUGUGAUGGGGAUGUGCACAGUCUCUACUAUCGAAAAGAUCUUUUUGACGAUUACAAUAUUGCCGUUCCGAGAACGUGGGAUGAAUAUACCGAAGCUGCCAAGUUCUUUCAUGGAAUGGAGGUCCCUUCCGCAAAUGCUUCUGCCACCAAUGAAACUGUGACACUUACAGGAUCUUGUGUGGGACGCAAGCCAUCCUGUCUCGAUUUUGGAUUCUUCAACGUCCUGGUACACUCGACGCAAAGUCAGGCCGGAGGCACUCGCAAGGGAUCUCUGUUGGAUCCAAGAACAUUUCAACCUCUCCUCGGAGAAGCAUUGGCGGAAACCUUGCGCCAUCUCGAAAACCAAAUCCGAUAUGGUGCUCCCGAUGAACUCACAUACGAACAAUGCAGCGGAUUGAACAUUGAACGCAUGAAUACCAUGGGCAAUUGUGCCAUGACCUAUCAUUGGGGCGAUGUCUUUGCCCGUCACUUACUACCCGAUUCAGUGGUCGAGGGAAAGUUGGGGAUUGCCACCACGCCAGGAUCCACCAAAGUGUUGGAUCGCACCACGGGCCAAAUGGUCGACUGUACGGAAGAACUAUGUCCCUACGGCACGACUUAUUCAGAUAUUGGACGUGUCAAUUAUGCACCCUACGCGGCCGCGGGAGGCUGGUCGGUCGGUGUCUCCGCGGGCACCACCCCCGCGAGACAAAAGGCCAUGGCGGACUUUUUUGGAAUGGUCUGUGGAGAAGAAGUUUCUCUAGAGGACGUCAUUCCCAAUUCCACUGGGCCCACUUUUACAGGGACGGACCCGUACCGACGCAGUCAUUUUGAUAUUGACACGUGGGUUGCUCGGGGAUACCCGGAAGAUACGACCCGACUCUACAAGGAUACCAUUACCACGUCGUUGAGCAGUGAAAACACAGUUCUGGAUAUCCGAUUUCCGGAUGCGGACAAGUUUCUCAAAGUCAUGCACGACAAAAUAUUUCUGCAUCUCAAUGAGAGUCGCACCGAGGACAAAACGUUCGACGAUCGCAUCCAAGUGGCACGAGACAUUGAGGCCGAAUGGGCCAAGCUCGAGACGCAAUACAAUCAGCGUGAUACUACUGUGUUUCCAUUGAAAACAAUCUACCAACAGUCUCUCAGUGUCUACGUUCCACCGGCACUAUCUUCCGAUAAAAUGAAUUCGGGUGCCAUUGCCGGGAUUGCGGUGGGAGCCGCCCUGUUUGCCGCCCUUGUCACUGGUGUCUUUCUUCUCUGGACACUCUGGCGAGAGCGCAAGAAAAAUGACAUACUCUGGUUGAUCAAAAAGGAGGAUAUACAGUUAUCGUCGGAGGUCAUUGGAGAAGGAUCUUUUGGUGUCAUUUUGAAGGGGACGAUUCGAGGAACUACGGUGGCAGUCAAGCCGUCACAGCAUGACUGGAAGGAUGGAUUCAUUGGUCGAGAAAGCCUCACUGGUUACGCCGGUCGAGACGGUCCCACCUCAAAAGCAUUGGCCCACUUGGAGACUACCCAGACGGAUGAGACUGAAGCGUCGCCGCCCACAAACGCAUUGAAAUUCAGUCAUCGACAAGUGAAAGAAGAUUUGUCGGCACUGGUCAAACUGAGGAAUCCGCACAUAUGCAGCACCCUCGGAGCAAUGAUUGAUAGGCGGACCAUCUUUGUCAUCUUUGAGUACAUGGAGAAUGGGAAUUUGUCGCAAGUGCUAGGAGAUCCAGCGGGUGUUGCAGGGUCAGAUGGGAGCUCCUUUGAACUGCAGUGGGCGUUACAGAUCGCAAAGGGGUUGCAGUUCCUGCAUUCCAUCCCCGAGCCAUUAGGGCCGCUUUUGCACGAAGAUCUCAAAGCAUCCAACGUUCUUUGUGAUGGAUCCUACAACGCCCGGCUCUCCAAUUUUGCUUUGGAAAGCCGUGUUGUGGGAUCUCGGCGUGAUCAAGGUUCGUUGCUGUGGACAGCCCCAGAAGUCUUGAAUGGGGAGAAGCCUUCGGAAGCAUCAGAUGUAUACUCGUUUGGAAUGCUGCUCUUCGAGAUUGUUGCGAGGGCGCGGCCAUUUCGAGUUCGCCGAUUCAGCAGGAGCAACCUGACAACGUACACCGUAUCCACAAUCUCCAAUCCAGACGAUGAUAUAAUGCCGUCAACGGGUGUUGAACCCAACAGCGAGUACUUUGGUUCCAUUGAUGGAGAAAAGCUGACAGUCCCAGAAAUCAUUAGCAGAGUGUCCGAUACGAUGCUAGAGCCAGCUGUUCGUCCUCAGCUCCCCAAGGAAUCACAUGUCCUCCUACGCGACUUGUGCGUUGAAUGUUGGAACAAGAACCCAGACCGUCGACCAGGACUCACGGAGGUGGUAAGGCGCCUAUCCUCAGGCUCAAACUUAACCCAAAACCUUGCCAAACGAACCAAGCUGUUUGACUCGAUUUUGCCGCACCAUGUCCAAGACAAGCUCUCACGGAAUGAACCGGUGCCACCGCAGAACUACGAAAACGUGACUGUGAUAUUCUCGGAUAUUGUGAAUUUCACGUCCACAAGUUCAAAACUGACAGCAGCCGAGGUUGGGGAUCUCAUCUCCAGGUUGUUCACCAAGUAUGAUGAACUAGCAGAGAAGUAUGGCGUGAAGAAGCUUGACGUGAUUGGGGAUGCUUUUCUCGGUGUGACGAAUCUCCCAGAUGAAACACCUGAUCACGCUCCACGGGCAGCAGGGUUUGCGUUGGAAGCCAUCCAUGCGGCGCAACAAACACCGAUUUGUCCUUCCAAACCAUCCUUAGGAACAGUGAACAUACGCUUUGGCCUUGCGACUGGCCCUGUUGUCGCCUCUGUCAUCGGAUCGUCGAAAUACCCAAAGUUUACCCUCUUCGGGACCACAGUGAACACAGCAUCACGUAUGGAAUCUUCUUCUCUCCCAGGCCGUGUCCAAUGUACAAAGGAAACCGCUGUCCUGAUUCAAAAGCAACAACCUGCAAUCGAAGUAGAACCACGGGGCAAGAUGGAAAUUAAGGGUCGAGGUCAGCUUGAUACUUUCUUUCUAAAUGGGAAUGAUUUCAAGUUGCUUUCGCCCGCGGGGUCCCGUAGCAGUAAGCUUCAGGCAAGACACUCCAUGGGUGACAUUCUGGUUGGUAAGGAAGCUAAUGCAGAGCUGACAGAGCUGUACGGAGAAGCUUCUGUUGAGCUAACCGGGAAAGACGAUGACGAGGAGCAGGGCAUGAAGAUGAACACGGCGUAA
Molecule: messenger RNA, 3645 nt
Organism: Seminavis robusta
Lineage: Eukaryota; Bacillariophyta; Bacillariophyceae; Naviculales; Naviculaceae
Source: the annotation of a GenBank genome assembly